Messenger RNA from Helicoverpa armigera (cotton bollworm), 6628 nucleotides. RefSeq names its product delta-1-pyrroline-5-carboxylate dehydrogenase, mitochondrial. Gene Ontology annotation, cellular component: mitochondrial matrix. The transcript has 4 exons. Gene Ontology annotation, molecular function: L-glutamate gamma-semialdehyde dehydrogenase (NAD+) activity. The record is from RefSeq and is a predicted model, not a curated record. The coding region runs from base 1571 to 3253 and encodes 560 amino acids. Lineage: Eukaryota; Metazoa; Arthropoda; Insecta; Lepidoptera; Noctuidae.
AUUAGUUUUAAUCGAAUCUCAUAAAAUGUUUGCAAAAUAAAAAUAGGCGAUUCCUCCGGAAACUGUCUUCUGUAGAGCAAUGCUCAGACAGAUUUUUUGUUUUUAGAAGUCGAUUUUUUUUUGUAAAAAAGAUCGGUCACAAAUUGUCGGUGGUGGGCGGGCAGCCUUAAAAAAACGGCCAAAUGCGAGUCGGAAUCAGGCACGAAGGGUUCCGUACCAUUAUUUAGAAAAUGAGAAAAAAAUCACGUUUGUUGUAUGGGAGCCCCCUAAAAUAUUCAUUGUAUUAUAGUUUUCAGUAUUUGUUUUUAUAGCGGCAACAGAAAUACAUCAUCUGUGAAAAUUUCAACUCUCUAACUAUUACAGUUCAUGAGAUAGGUACAGCCUGGUGACAGACGGACGGACGGACCGACAGAGGAGCGAAAAUAAUAGGGUCCCGUUUUACCCUUUGGGUACGGAACCCUAAAAACGACAACAGUCUUUUUAGAACUCCGACUUGAGCGGGAAAGUGGCAAUCUGAUGUGGAUUACAUUUACAUACUAGCAGUUCCCACACUUUUAACCACCAACCUCUCAAGUACGAGUGCGCAGGUUCGAAAAUAGGUCAGGCAAGUAGGUACCAAUCCAACUUGUUUAAGUUUGUAUGCACCUACUUACUAAGGACAUCUUAGAUACCAUGACUGUGUUUCGGAGGGCAGGUUAAACUGUAGGUCACGGCUGUCAUUGAACAUCCUUUGCAGUAGUUACGGGUAGUCAGAAGCCAGUAAGUCGGACACCAUUCUAACCAAGGGGUAUUGGGUUGCCCGGGUAACUGGGUUGACGAGGUCAAAAGCUGGGUACUCACUUAGCAGUGUAGGACGUAACGUAUCAGAUACGGUAUCAAGUGAGUACGUAGGCACGAGCCCGCUGCGAGUGGCGGUUUCACUGCGAACACAAAGGCGGCUCGCAGUGUGCUCGUGAGGACCGUGGACGAGCCGUACCCACUUGCAGGUUGAUACCGUAUCCGAUACGUUACGUGCUACACUUCUAAGUGAGUACCCAACUAAAUAGGCAGUCGCUUCUUGUCAAACACUGGAACUCAGCUGCAUCCGAUAAGACUGGAAGCUCCAACUAUAUUGGCAAAAGGCUCGGGAGAUGAUGACUAGCUGUUCGCGCACUUUCUUCCGCUUAUCGUCAGGAUUAAAAGGCUUAUUACUGCGCAUUCGCAGGAAACAGUACCGUUAGCUUGCAACGUGCUUAAUAUACGAACUGCGUGCGUGGGCUUAUACCUACGUGCUCAUCUUGAAGUCUCGCCACAAAAAAAUAGAAGGCUCUUUAGAGAGCACAGGAACACGCAUCUUGUCAUACCUGAGAUCAAGAAAUAACUCCACCGACCGCUGAUCUGAAUUUUUAUUAAUUAUCGGUCUUACCUCUUUGCUUUCGAACAAAGUGUCAAUAAUCGCAGUAUGAUAUGUAGUCACAAAAACAAACAGAACUUCUAUUUUUGACAUAGUAAAAAAAUCGUUAGGUAAAAACUCUCUGUAGGUUUAAAAUUCAAAAUUAUAGUGUAAAGCAAAAUAGAAUAUUGAGCGAGCAUGAUCCGAGUGGUGUCAGUAGAGCUGCGCGUAGUGUGCCGACUGUGCGGCGUGGUGCAGGUGCGGCUGCUGGCCCGCGCGGCGCGGCCGGCGUCGGCGCUGCAGCCGCAGUGCUCCGUGUUCCCCAAGGCGCCGCGCAACGAGCGCGUGCUGGAGCACUGCGCCGGCACCCGCGAGCGCACCAGCCUCACGCACGAGCUCACCACGCUCAGCCGCAGCCCUGAGACCAUCCCUCUCAUCAUUGGCCCGGAGAAAACUAUUUCCGGGGAUUGUUGCGUGCAGCCCAUGCCAUUUGACCAUCAGCAAAUUGCCGCGUACUACCAUCGCGCGUGGCCGGAUACAAUCACAAUGGCCAUGGAGAUGGCCACGGCCUGCCAGCCCAGCUGGGAGCGCACGUCGGUGGACGAGCGCUGUGGCGUACUAGAGCGCGCCACUGACCUGCUGGCCGGCGUGUUCCGCCAGCGGGUCAUCGCGGCCGCCAUCAUCGGACAGGCGAUGACGGCGAUCCAGGCAGAGCUCAACAUGUGUCAACUGAUUGAUUACCUGCGGUUCGGAUGCUAUUUCAUGCGGGAACUCACCAAGGGUAACAGCGUGAUCGACGGUGGCGAGCAGGCAAUCAAUCACAACCAGUACCAUGGCCUCGAGGGAUUCUGGGCGGCUAUCACGCCGGACAAUUCGCUCGCCCACGCCGCACAGCUGGCUAUCAUACCAACGAUUUUAGGCAACUGUGUGGUCUGGAAGCCUAGCGACCACUCGGUACUGGCGUGCUACCGCGUGCUCGAGUGCCUGCAGUGUGCGGGGCUGCCGCCCGGCGUCAUCAACUUCGUGCCCGCCGAGGAGAACCGAUUCUUAGAGGCGGUGUGCUCGAGCACGGACCUGGCGGGUAUUACCUUCGGGGGUACGACACGCACACUCGAACAUAUAUGGCGCACAGUUGGGGAUCGCAUACAUAGUUAUCUCCGGUUUCCGCGUGUCGUUGGCACGGGCAGCGGGAAGAACUUCCACGUGGUGCACUCGUCCGCCAACCUGUCCAACGCCGUGGCGUGCACGGCGCGCGCGGCCUUCGAGAUGGCGGGGCAGAAGGCGACGUCGUGCUCGCGCGUCUUCGUCGCCGAGUCGGUGCUGGACCGCUUCACGCAAGCCCUCGCGCAGGUGGCGCAAUCGCUCGUGGUCUGCCAUCCGCUCGACUACAGAUGUUUCACGUCAGCGCUCGCUUCGAAAGACGCAUACUAUAAGGUAUGCUGCUACCUGGAGCGCGCGGCAGCUGACAGCACGGUGCGGCGCGUGUGCGGCGGGCGCACGGAGCCGGCGGUGGGCUACUUCGUGGAGCCCACGGUGUUCCUGGUGCCCGAGCCCACGCACGAGCUCAUGUGCGACGAGCUGCGCGGGCCCGUGCUGGCCGUGUGCGGCUUCCCCGACAAAGACCCCGACGCGCUCGUGUGGGCCGUGGCGCAGACGCGCUACGCCAUCACGGGCUCUAUAUUCGCUCGAGACUCGGCGUGGGCGCAGUGGGCGGUGGGCGCGCUGCGUGACUUCUCGGCCACGCUGUACCUGAACGAUCGCUGCUCCGAGGAGCUGCCGGGCCAGCAGUCGGUGGGCGGCACGCGCAAGUCCAGCUCCAGCGGCGCCAAGUCAAACUUUAGAGAGGCCAGCGGGCACAGUGCGAGUACCUGCGACGUGUGACUAGAACAGCAGGUCCGUGGCGUGAGUGCGCGCCUCGCUCCACGAGCGCGCGUCCGCGCCGCACGGCCGCGCGUCGCCCGCCUCCGCCUCCGCCUCCGCCGGCUCCUCCGCCUCGCGCGCCUCGCCCUCCGCGCGCCGCGUCACGCCGAGCUGGAAGGCGGCGCCCGCCGUCUUGUGCGGCGUGUAGCGCGACAGUGCCGCCGACGCUGCGAACAUGCAUGCGCUCUGCUGGUGACGGUGUCCACCUAUAGGGAGCUUCGUACAGACUUGCUGUUCCGAUGUGCGCGUACUGUAGCAUAGCCAGGAAAGAUAGUAGAGUCCAAAAUGUGAUUACAUUGUGCACAUUGAAACGUCCAGUUUGUACGAAGCUUUCCGACUACAUACCAAAACCAUAAAACAGGAUCGGUAUGUAAAUAGUCAAUACUUUAUAAUUAUCAUGUAUGGGUAUAGCGAAUCCAGUUGUAUCUGUUCAAUUUCUACACAGUGGCGGCGUAGCAUGGCGCCUGCGACGACUUUCUAUUGAGCACCCUCAAAAUAUACUUAACGACAAAUACAAUGUUUUUCUUCUUAUUUUUCAAUGAAAAAUGUAGAAAAACCGGGAAGCCAUGUUUGAUUCGUGGUAGAUCAUUAGUAAGAUUUUUUAACCGACUUCCCAAAAAGGAGGAGGUUCUCAAUUCGUCGGGAUUUUUAUGUUCACCGAUUACUCGAAGACGCCUAGACUGAUUUACAAAUUUGUUUUUUGUUCGAAAGGGUUUACCUCCCAGGUGGUCCCAUAAUCAUCAGGUCAGGAUCUGAUGAUGGAAACCCUGAGAAAUCGAAGGCAACUUUCGAAUAUUGUAGGCAAACGUAGGGUAAAAACUUGACACUAAGGUGUAUGUCUGAUAACAAUACACAAUGGUGAAGGUUUGAAGUUGACCUGAUGAUGGAGACCAGAGAAGGUCAAGGGAACUCGACAACUGAAUGUGUGAACUGCCUCGUGUUUGGGCAUAUAUUAUUCGUAUUGACGAGACCUUUGCAACAGUGAAGGUUUGGAGCUGACCUGAUGAUGGAAACCAGAGAAGGUCGAGGGAACUCGACAUCUGAAUACGUAAACUACCUCGUGUUUGGGCUUAUACAGGAAUGAAUUUUAAGCAGUGCGCAAAAAAAAAAUGGUGGUCCAGAAUCGUUAACAGAACAUUGAGCCCCCACCCGAUUAUAUUUGUAGACGUUCGGUUAUGCUACUCUACUUUCAUCCACACGAGUCUAAGCACACUCGCAUAUAAGUUACCUUUUAUAAUCUAAAUAGCUUCACCGUUCGGGAGAUUCCACAGACAAACACGCCAAACUUAUGACACCCCUUUUUAUCCGUCAGUUAAAAACAGAAAAAAAUGAAGCAACGAGCAAAAAAAACAUAAUUUUAAAAAAGAAAUUUCAAAAAAAAAUCUUCCGUCCCUGUUCCCGUUAUCUGGGGUCGGGUCUCCUCACACUACGGUACCAGGUUGGUCUAUCCUGGGUUGUCAGUUUUGGCAAUUGGGCUUUCUUAAGGUCUCUUUCGAUGUUUGACCACCAGGUCAAUGGCGGGCGGCCUCUACCUCUCUUUUGUUCUGGCAAGUUUAGUGCGGUUUUUACUAUAUGGUCUCCGUCUCGUCUCAUAAUAUGGCCAAGGCCAUACCAUCUAAGGCGAUUUUCCGUCAUUUUGUCCGUGAUCGAUGCAACUUUAAAGCUCCCCCUUAUGUAUUCGUUCCGAACUCUGUCCAUUCUGGUCACCCCACCUGCCCAGCGCAGCAUCUUCAUUUCAUUUAUAUGUGCUGUCUGUUCAUGCAUUUUCUUGACUGUCCAGCAUUCGGAACCGUACAGUAAGGCGGGCCUGACGGCUGUUUUGUACGCUUUACCCUUUGUUCUUUUGGGCAUACGAGUAUCACACAUAACUCCUGUUACAUCGGUCUCUACGUUGGCAUCCGGAGUUAUUUAAGCUUUUUUAUUGUGGGGAUAGGUGUUGAUCCAAUACAUAUAGUUUCAGGAGUUGCAUUUCCGCUAAAGGGGCAUUUCAUGUACGCCGUCUUACUUUUGCUCCCUCGAAGUGCGUACUUAAUCAAACUUUUUAUGAUAUGUCAGAGUCAGCUAAAACGGAAGAAGAGAUAUUUAAAAUCACUCGCGAAGAUCCCGCAGGAGGUAGGAUCUUCGAAAGCUCUUAAAAAAAAAACAAAUUUUAAAAAAGAAAUAUCUACUAUUCUAUGAAUUGAUGCCUAGUAUAUCCAUGACAGACAGGCCAACUGGCCGCCGCACAUACGGGUAUUUUGCACUCCUAGCCGGGCGAAGUUACUGACUAGGGCUUUCAAAUACCGGAUUUUUUCAAUUCCGGUAUCAAUACCGGUAUUAAAAAUUUCAAUACCGUGAUCACGUGAUCACGGUAUUGUCGGUCAUGCUAAUAUUGCAAUAUUCCAGAUAGCUCCUUUAUGCGUCUUCGAAGUGCUUUUGCAAGAUUUUGACUUAAGUCAUUGCUUGCAAGCUUGACCAUCUAACUUCGUCAACAUAAAUUUUAGCGCAAUAUCCGCUUUUAGUAAAUUGGCAUCCCGUUUUCAAAUUUUUAAUACAGUUACUUUGACUACAGAAAGGCUGUUGUAAAUAUUUUUUAAUAUUGUCAAAUCGAAUUCGUCUAAUUUGAAAUCGGGGUUUAAUUUUAGAUCGAAUAAAACUUUUAAAACACAAUCCUUUAGUUCAAAAAGCGUCCAAUCAUAGCCCCGACACUAUGACUAAAAAUGAGAUUGACUUCAUCAUGACGAACAAGAAGCACAUAGUCAGAGACGUCUCCUUGAUCAAUAGGUUUAAUACCGGUAGCGAUCACCGACUUGUCCGAGGCUCUCUGAAUAUCAACUUCAAGGCCGAACGUUUUCGUCUGAUGAAGGCUAGGCUCCGACCAACACUGCUCCAAACCAUUUCAGGAUCUGAAACUUUCCAGUCAAAUUUGCCGCCGUGGAAACCACAACAGACGUUGGAAACGACACCAGAGCCACGAAUAUGUGGUUCAGAUCCUCAGGGAGGAAGGGUCGAUAUUCUGUAACAAGCAGCGUAAGGGCAAGAAAUCAAAGCUUUCGGAAGAGACAUUAGGGCUUAUGAAGAAACGACGUGAAAACCCGCCUGUCACUUCGUCAGCUAAGCGGGCUCUAAACCAAGAGAUCAACAAGCACGUACGACACGACCUACGGUGCUCCAAUACUCUUGACAUUGAAAGAGCAAUUGAGCUGAAUCGGGGGUCAAAGGUGUUCGUACAAUCUCUUGGAAGAAGCCACUUGACGAAGCUGACCACAACAAGUGGAGAAGUCAUUUCUUCGGUGCCGGCAGUCCUUUCGGAAGUGGAAAACUUCUAUGGCCGGUUAUACGCAUCGCAUGCAUCUC